Messenger RNA from Loxodonta africana (African savanna elephant), 7712 nucleotides. It is a transcript of the gene MLANA, whose product is annotated as melan-A. Gene Ontology annotation, cellular component: endoplasmic reticulum membrane; melanosome; trans-Golgi network. Bases 6159 to 6515 code for a protein of 118 amino acids. The record is from RefSeq and is a predicted model, not a curated record. The transcript is spliced from 9 exons. NCBI's taxonomy places the organism in Eukaryota, Metazoa, Chordata, Mammalia, Proboscidea, Elephantidae.
GCCCGCGGCCGGGCGGGGCGUGCCGGAUGGGACGUCCCCCUUAGGGGCUUCCCGGCAGGUGUAAGCGGGGAUCUCCUAACGGGAAACGUGCAGCCUGAACAAAGAGAAAAGUGAAAGAUCGGUUUUAAAGGAACGCGCAAGUCUCUUACGGUGCAGCAGGCACAAGAACCAGGUAAGGGCCCGACUUCCGUAACAGCCUCUGAAAAAAGUCAGCGCCUGGCUCUUAAAAUGAGAAACAGGAGUGUGCAGAGGAGGCCUAGCGGUAUGCUUUGAGGACCGUUAUCACAAAUGACAGUACCCUGCUUGCUGAAAGUGAAGAGGACUUAAAGCACUUCCUGAUGAAAAUCAAAGACCACAGCCUUCAGUAUGGACUACACCUCAACAUAAGGAAAGAAAAAUCCUCACAACUGGACCAAUAAGCAACAUCAUGACAAACGGAACCAGCAGACAGGAAAUCAAACACCGUAUUGCAUUGGGCGGAGCUGCUGCAAAAGACCUCUUUAAAGUGUUGAAAAGCAAAGAUGUCGCUUUGAAGACUAAGGUGCACUGGACCCAAGCCAUGGUAUUUUCAAUUGCCUCAUAUGCAUGUGAAAGCUGGACAGUGAAUAAGGAAAACUGAAGAAGAGUUGAUGCCCUUGAAUUAUGGUGUUGGUGAAGAAUAUUGAAUUUACCAUGGACUGCCAGAAGGACAAACAAAUGUGUCUUGGAAGAAGUACAGCUGGAAUGCUCCUUAGAAGUGAGGAUGGUGAGACUUUCUCCCAAGUAGUUUGGAUGUGUUAUCAGGAGGGAUCAUCCACUGGGGAGGGACAUCAUGCUUGGUAGAGGGUCAGUGAAAAAGAGGAAGACCCUUAAUGAACUAGAUUUACUCCGUGGCUCCAACAAUAGGCUUAAACAUAGCAAUGAUUGCACGGAUGGUACAGGAUGAGGCAGAGUUUCAUUCUGUUGUACAUAGGGUCUGUACAUAGGAUCGCCUUGAAUCUGAAACGACUUAAUGAAACCUAACAAUAAUAACACAACAAUCUCAUCGAGUCAUCAAAACCUUGUGAGGUAACCAAUUCUCUUAUUGUUUCCAUUUUACAGAUGAUGCAAAAAUAACAGCCAUUAUUUAUUAAAGGAGCCCUGGUGGGGUGCCACAAUGAUUAAAGCCCACGGUUGCUGCGGUGCAGUGAAUUACUUACUAUGGCCCGUCUAGCCGUGGUCUUUGUGACUCACACACACUGAUCGAAGGGGACUAUGCAAAUAAGAAAGUAGACUGCAGUGCAUCGAAACACAUAACCUUGUUCUUACGUGUCAAAUUGGCGAUGAGGAUGGGAUUGGAAGUGAAAAGUGUUGGCUGCCCAUCUGAGACGGCAGAGGUCUAUCUAUGGAAAAUAGCGCCUAAGUCAAUUCGUUUUGCAUUGCUGAAUGAUCUCUCACAUCUGGUGAUGGAAACUGCCAUGGCCAAGAGAAACUGCUCAUUGGUGCCACUGCCCCAUCCUCCCCAGGGCAUUGGCCAUACUUGCAGGGGUGGAUUGUCAUCUGUAGUGAGCAAUUACACACUUUAUCGCCACAUGAAAGAUUCUGCUUCUAGGUAUGGUUGGCAUCUGUCUCUCUCCCAACCCCACAGCGCCUUCCUACAGAAUCAAAGCCUGUUUUCAAAUUUGCAAUAUCACUGACAGGGGCAGAUGACCCAGUAAGCAAGGUAAACAUGGGCUUACUUGUCCGUAUUUACUAAUCUGUAACAAAUAGAUUAGUAAGUAGUGAACUCGGUGUGAAAUAGUUCACUACAGGUUAGUAAGUACACACGAGUAAGCCUGUGCUUACCUUGCAUAUUGGAUAAUCCACUCCUGCAUACCAGCCAUACCUUAGAUACAUCUCUGAGAGACCCUGGUGACAGUUCCCUGGGACUGUGGUGGGCAGAAGGAUGCCUUUUACCUGAAGCUACAGUGACAUUGAAAGCAAGGGAAGUGCCAAGCCAAGAGGUGAGAAGAGAGUACAAACCAGUUGCAAAAACAAGAAGCAGACGUUAAAGCUGACAGGCAGAGAGAGUUCAAAGGUGAAAGCUGGGGCCUCCGGGUACUGGUGGACAAUUGGUCUUCCUAACCAGGAAGCUCUGCAAUGGAACGUUCUGGGAACUGGUGACAGUGGUCAGCUGCAGGAGCACUUGCAACAGCCCAGGCAGCCUGGGAGCUGGCAGUCGUGGUAGGAAAGGGCAUUCUAAGAGGAGUCCCAGGUUCAAUUCCUGGCCAGUGCAUUCACGCACAGACACCACCCGUCUGUCGUGGAGGCUUGUGUGUUGCUGUGAUACUGAACAGGUUUCAGCAGAGCUUCCAGACUAAGACGGACUAGGAAGAAAGGCCUGGCAAUCUACGUCUGAAAAUCAGCCAGUGAAAACCAUAUGGAUCCCAACAGCCUGAUCCGUAACCAGACACGGGGAUGGCGCAGGACCAGGUAGCGUUCAGUUCCAUUGUGCAUGUGGCUGCCACAAGUCAGGGCUGACCGGACGGCGUCUAACAACAACACAGAAGGGCAGCAGCAUCAACUCCCAGUUACCCCAGCGCCUUUUCCAGUGUUCUAGCAUUUUCUACUGGGUUGUGUAUGAGAGAAAACAAAAGCUCACAGGCUAAUGGGGAACAUAGAGGGAGGCUCCAAGCCCCACGGAGGACGAGAAAAGGAAAGUCUGGCGCUUGAGCACUGUAAACUGGAGGGUUUUGAAAAGAUCAAAGAGAUGUCUCAGCCCCUUUCAUCUGGUGGGCCUGUGGUGCAAGGAGGACACAGCCCGCUAGGUGGCAGCAGAGAACCAGUCAGUGGGCGUCAAGGUGUCCCAACCCUGGGGCGUCUAAACUCUGUUGGUCUGUUCUGUGCCAUCGAGUCAAUUCCAAUUCACAGCGACCCUAAAGGACAGUAGAAUGGCCCCAUAGGCUUUCCAAGGCUACAAUCUUUAUGGGGAGCACGGGUGGCACAGCGGUUAAGCACUCGGCUGCCAACCGAGAGGUCAGCCGUUGGAACCUCGGUAAAGAUUAAAAAAACCAACCAAACCUGUGGCUGUCUAGUUGACUGCGACUCAUAGUGACCCUGUAGGACAGAGUAGAACGGUCCCACAGGGUUUCCAAGGAGCAGCUGGUGGAUUCGAACUGCUCCUUAAGGCAGGUCUGAGCUGUCCCAAAGGGGUAACAGGUGGGCAGCAUCCUACUAACAGUUUUCACUCUUGUUACCAAGCUUAUUCUGUGCCAGACCCUGGGCCGAGCACGUGGGAAGCCUCACCUCCUUUAACCCACAACUCACCUAGGAAGGAGCCCCAGUGGCACAGUGGAUAAAGCCUUUGGCUGCUAAACAAAGGGUGGAUGAUUUGAGUCCACAAGCUGCUCAGCAGGAGAAGGAUGUGGCAGUCUGCUUCCGUAAGGAUUACAGCCUUGGAAACCCUAUGCGGCAGUUCUGCUCUGUCCUGUAGGGUCACUAUGAGUUGGAAUUGACUUAGCAAUGGGUUUGGGUUUUUGGUGAACGCAUGAAGCAGGUACUUCAUAAAAUUAGCCUCGCUUUAUAGAUGCUGACUCUGAGGCUCUGGAGUUUGUUUUGCUCCAGGUCACACAGAUUGAAGAGAUGGGAUCCAGGCAGUUUGGACUCUAGAGCCCCUGUUUUUAGCCUCAGGGCUAUACUGCCCUGAAGAAAAGGAAAAGGCAGUUGCUUGGAAAUGUUGGGAGCCCUGAUGGCAUAGUGGUUAAUAGCUUGGCUGCUUACCAAAAGGUCAGCAGUUUGAAUCCACCAGCUGCUCCUAGGAAACCCUAUGGGCCAUUUCUACUUUGUCCUAUAGGGUCAUUAUGAGUCGGAAUCCACUCAACAGCAACAGAUGUUGUACAGUUUAUUUGGUGGAAGUGUUGUAGGUGAGGGCAGGUGGCAGAGCAGACGGAGCCUGAGGCAGAGGCAGGUCUGAGGAUUGUGACCCCAGAGGGAAGCCAGCGGGAUUCUGGGAAGCAGGAUGUGGUUUUCCAGGCUGAGGAUAAACUGACCUUCUGAGGAACCUUUAUUUGAAGAGUCCAGACCCAGCCUACCAGGGGCUCAUAGCCCCGAAAGAACCUGGCACGUCAUAAACUGCAAACCUCUCAAAGACGCAACAAGGUACCUGUGUAAGGGUGUGUAAGGACUCCCUCCUUGAGCUCCAAGAAGCUACCGAGAUAGAGAGUAUGUCUUCACACAGGUCUUAGUGUCCCCAUUGUGUUGAGUUUGGUCCUCUAGCCCCCUCUGGGGGAGUGGAUGAUGCCAGCUGCCCUACAGUCUCCACCCAGGGCACACUCAAGCCCCCUGACUUAGUCCAUGUCACAGGGGACUUGAGGGAGACCUGAGGUCCAGGUCAGUGCCUCCUUCCUGGUGGUCUUGCUGCCAGUCAUCCCAGGGUCCAGUUUAGCUGUAGACUCCAGCUUAUUACAAGCCUCGGGCUCCUUGGCUCAGAAGUGCCUUCUCUCAGCCACUAGGACUCUCCGGGAGCUACCAGACAUGACCCAAGGUUCAGAUUGAAAUUGCUCUUCCCAAAGCCAUUGACACCAGGCACCUGUAUUAUUCAUGAUUGUCGUCUAAAAUCUCCGGACCCAGCUGCACGUCCAGGAACUCAGACUAAGUCGUGUUCCAUUGUUCUACCUCAGGGCCUUUGCCCUAUACUCUCUGUCUGGGAUGCUCCUCCGUCAUCUCUGCCUGGCUGGCUCCUUCUCAUCAUUUAGAUCUUUGCUUAAAUUUUUCCUCCUCAGAAAGGCUUUCCCUGUCCACUCAAUGCUUUCUAACCCACCACCUAACACACUGGGCAUUUGUUUUGUUUAUUUUACUUUUCUAUCUCAUAGAAUAUAAGCUCCACAAGUGUAGGGACUUGUCUGACUUUGUCACCCUGGAAUCCCCAAGUCUAUUACAGUCUCAGCAUGUAGCUGGUGCUUAGGAAAUAUUUGCUGAAUGAAUGGGUUGUAAGUUGGUGAUUCUAUCUCUGGCUAAUCUUCAACCUUUAUGGUUAUUAAUCAUUUCUUACUUUCUAUCUUCUUCUCCACUCACACUCCUGUCUCCCGCCUAAGAAGGACCAGUCCCCCCGCCCCGUUUUCUUUCUUGCCAAUUCCAGUGACCAUUAAACAAUAUAAAAGCACAUUGAUACCGCCCUCACACAGGACAGCUCUUGUCCACAGCCAAGGUGGAAGUGAAAACUGGAAAGCUUUGGGAUCCAGAAGGAGUGGGGCCCCAGAGCGCUAAGGGGGAGGGGACUUUAGUGACUGUCUUAGUCAUCUAGUGCUGCUGUAACAGAAAUACCACAAAUCAAUGGCUUUAAUAAAGAGAAGUUUUUUUUUCUCACAGUAAAGUAGGCUAAAAGUCCAAAUUCAGGGCGUUGGCUCCAGGGGAAGGCUUUCUCUGUCUCUGGAGGAAGGUCUUUCUCAUCAAUCUUCCCCUGGACUAGGAGCUUCUCUGCACAGGAACACUGGGUCUAAAGGAAAAGCUCUACUCCCGGUGCUCCUUUCUUGGUGGUAUGUAGUCCCCCUGCCUCUCUGCUCACUUCUCCCUUUUAUAUCUCAAGAGAUUGCCUCAAGACACAAUCCAGUCUUGUAGGUUGAGUCCUGCCUCACUCACACAACUGCCACCCAUCCUUCCUCAUUAACAUCAUAGAGGCAGGAUUAACAACAAGCAUACAGGAAAAUCACACAAUACCAGGAAUCAUGGCGCAGCCAAACUGUUACACACAUUUUUGAGGGGACAUAAUUCAAUCCACAACUGUGACCAUUUAAUCUAAGUCCUCGGCUGAUGAGGACUCUCAUGUUCCGGCAUUCUGGUGGGUAUUUGUUUUGUUGUUUGUCCACAACGGUGUGCUGGGGAGCGAAGACGACUGUUGUGUCCUGUAUUGUACCUGGCAACCUUUGGGAGAAAGGUCCAGCAUUUAAAAUAAAUGGCUUCCCUAGGGAGAAACAUUGGGAUUUGGGGAAAACAGGUCAGAGUGAGCUGUGACUUUUUGAGGGGAGGGAUGAAAUCGGUUCUUUCAUGCCAAUUAGGCAAUCACAGAUGACCAUGUCAGAACUCCAAGCUCGUGAUUAUCAUGGGACUCAAGACCAGGGGAAAAAAAAAAAAGUGAGGUUAAGAGCCAGCGACGCAGUCUUCCCAUACCACCAGCCAGCAGACGGGAGGGUGUCUCAUCAAGAAAGGUGUCCUGACUCCACAAGAUGCCGAGAGAAGAUGUUCACCUCAUACAUGGUUACCCCAGGAAGGGAUACCACCACGCCUCCAUCACAGCUGAAGAGGCCGUGGGGGUUGGCAUCCUGACGGUGAUCCUGGGGAUCUUACUGCUUCUUGGCUGCUGGUAUUGUAGAAGACGAAGCGGAUACCAGACCUUGAAGGACAAAAGCCUUCAUGCUGGUGCCCAGAGUCCCCUGACAGGAAGAUACCCCCACGAGGAAUCUGCUCAUCAGGACAGCAAACUGCUGUUUCAAGAGCACAACUGUGGACCCGUGGUCCCCAAUGCUCCACCUGCCUAUGAGAAACUCUCUGCGGAACAGUCUCCCCCACCUUACUCACCUUGAGAGCCAGCAUGGGACCUGAGAGACGCUCAGAGGACUGGCUCCACGCUUCAGCUUGAAUUCAAUCUAGACGACUCGUGUUCUGCUUUGGAAUGCCGUGGGGACAGUGUGCAUCACCCCCCCAUACUAAAGUUAGUGUCCGAUUCUUAGGAGAGCAACUAGCAAUACUAACCAAGCAAGGAAGUUAUGAGAAAUAUUAAACUGGGAAAAACUUUGUCAAUAAACCUUGUCACGCAUGAUACUCUCUGUGCCAGUAGUAAUUGCGAAUAAAUCCAUGGUGUUAUUUUCUGAGGGGUAGAAUUCAAGUAUGGUUCCCUGGGUGGUGCAAACGGUUAGGUGCUUGACUACUAGUUGAAAGGUUGGCGGCUGAAAGACAGAGGCAACUUGGAAGACAGUCCUGGUGAUCUGCCUCCAAAAGGUCACAGCCUUGGAAACCCUAUGGAGCACAGUUGUACUCCCCACACGUGGGGUCGCCAUGAGUUGGAAUCAACUGGACAGCAACCACCACCACCACCACCACCACCAUCCAGGAAGAGAACUUUAAAACAAUAAAGAUCAUAUAUAUAUACAUGAGCUGUUGUAAGAACUCUGUAAAAGUUAUAAUAUUAACCUCAAUAAAUUUUGGUUUAAAAAAAUACAAAACAUCCCCCCGCACACAUACACACACAAAGACACCUCCAACAAAACCUUUUUAAAAAUUAGUUUAAAAAUUUGGUUGAACUUCAUAGAUGGACUUCAACCAAACCAACCAGUUGCCAUCAAGUCGAUUCCGACUCAUAGCGACCCUACAGGACAGGGUACAACUGCCCCAUAGAGUUUCCAAGGGAGCGCCCAGUGGAUUCGAACUGCUGACCUUUUGAUUAGCGACCGUAGCACUUAACCACUACACCACCAGGGUUUCCAUGGAUUGACUUAGGAAGGCAAUGUUUUGCAACCAUUUGUGUCUUGUUUUUCAAUUUCUUUUCAACCUUUCAAAUUUUUGUUCAUGAGUUUUUGCUGUUGAAACGUUUCUGAUUUUUAUCUAGUCAAAUAAAAGUUUUCCUAAAUGAAAAGCGCUUUCCUCUAUCCUCAGUCUAUGUCCCUCUCCAUCGAUGGGCAAUUGCCACAGCGUGAUGCUGGGUGGGGUGUGGCAAAGGGGGGGAUGUUAGUGAUUCCCUGACUGAGCCACUGCACACCUAAAAGAAAAAAAGAGUGAACCAA